Molecule: messenger RNA, 342 nt
Organism: Gongylonema pulchrum
Lineage: Eukaryota; Metazoa; Nematoda; Chromadorea; Rhabditida; Gongylonematidae
Source: the annotation of a GenBank genome assembly
AUGAAUUUCAGCCAGUUGCUAAUGUUUGCGCACGUAAAUUGGCUGAACUGCUCCGAGAACCGUUCACGCCCUGUUCCAUGCGUGGCAUUCGUGUUCAGCACACUUAUUCUAAUUUUCUGUCCAACACUGUCUAAAAAUAAGACGAAGGUCUAUCGAAUACUGCCAAUUGCUGAGGUGGAAGUGAACGAGCGUGACUGUGAAUCGGCGCAGUCUCAAUAUAUCUUUGUUCUAAUUCACAUCGGUUCAUCACGCGAACCUCUCUAUCAUUUAUGUUGCUGUCAAGCGGAAGUCAAAAACCACUUUAUCAAAUCCAUCCGCAAAGCUGCUGCAACAAUUGCGUAA